Closterium sp. NIES-65 is the source of this 414-nucleotide messenger RNA. NCBI's taxonomy places the organism in Eukaryota, Viridiplantae, Streptophyta, Zygnematophyceae, Desmidiales, Closteriaceae. The record is from the annotation of a GenBank genome assembly.
AUGGCUAUCAUCGCCGGUAUCCUCCUCCUCCUCCUCCUACUCCUCCUACUCCCUCCUCCUCUUCUUCUUCCUCCUCCUCCUCCUCCUCCUCCUCCUCCUCCUCCUCCUCUUCCUUCUCCUCCUCCUCCUCCUCCUCCUCCUCCUCCUCCUCCUCCUCCUCCUCCUCCUCCUCCUCCUCCUCCUCCUCCUCCCACUCGUCCUCCUCCUCCUCCUCCUCCUCCUCCUCCUCCUCCUCCUCCUCCUCCUCCUCCUCCUCCUCCUCCUCCUCCUCCUCCUCCUCCUCCUCCUCCUCCUCCUCCUCCUCCUCAUCAUCAGAAAUACCACUAUAGUAUUCAUGCAAGCCACCCACGAAGCAUGAUGCGGGUGUGGCUGGCAUGUCAACUUCACCUCCCUGAAGAUGUCAUGGCAAGGUAG